Messenger RNA from Cadophora gregata, 1718 nucleotides. RefSeq lists its product as uncharacterized. The record is from RefSeq and is a predicted model, not a curated record. The transcript has a single exon. NCBI's taxonomy places the organism in Eukaryota, Fungi, Ascomycota, Leotiomycetes, Helotiales, Ploettnerulaceae. Bases 262 to 1014 code for a protein of 250 amino acids.
AGAGCUAAGUUCCAAAGUGAAUUUAAAUGUGAUUCCAGAAAGAGCUAGUCCUCGGCGAGGUAUUCUCUUCGAGAGUCAACCAUAGUCGAAGCUCUUUCUAUAAAUUCUCAUCAACAAUAUAACCACCUUUAUCAGAGAGCUACGACAGAUCUCCACUCUCGAAAUUCUGGUAUGCUCAGACGACAUAAACGAUACCGCUCACCUUAGUCUACACUACAAGAUCUCGGAUACUAGAUAUCAAUCCCUUCGACUUUGCCUGCCAUGUCAUCAUCAUCAAACUCUGGGUCGAUACCAUCAGUUGGAAUCUCAGCUUUCGAUACCUCCCUCCAAAGUAUACAAGAUCCAACAACAAUGUCGACUUCAGCCAGCUCAGCUCCUAAUCCAUCUACCUUUGACUCUGCUGUCCAGAUGCCUGCCCACGAGAAGGAGCUCAGAUUCACCCUCUUCCCAAAAUUGCCACUCGAGCUUCGUGAUAUGAUUUGGGGCCACAGCUGCAACGAAGAGCGCAUCAUCGACGUCCGAGCUGUGGUCAUCAGUGGCCUUGAGAACGAAGAUUUCUUCAUGCGUCCAGAAGACAACCAAACACCAAAGCCUUUCCAAGUCAAGAGCUUCACUUACACUGUUCCGUCCGUCCUUCACACUUCAAAAGAAGCCCGUAAGAUCGGUUUACAACAUUACUCUCUCGAGUUCGGCACCAAAAUCGAACGAAAGGUCGGUCCGGCGACCAUCAAAAUCUCAACUCCAGCUCGAAUCUACGUCAACUGGAACCGCGAUCUUAUCUUCCAACUACCUCCUCCAGACAAGGAUACCAGCGUACAGCGCGACCCAAUACCAUUCCAGAAGGAGAUGAACGAUGCAAUGUGUAAGGACCUGAUGGUCAACCGCCCUAAACUUCGCCGCGUCGCUUUCAGCAGCUCGCCUGCCGAGUCCUUCACAGGCGUUAACAUUUGGGCUCUUAACAUCUUGCAAACUGGACGAGAUAAUUGUGUAUCCAUACGUCUGGUCGGCAUAUGAUAUCCUCGAGGAACAUGGAUCAGCCACUCGCAUUGGAUUUCUAGACUUGACUGAGGAGACGGAAGAAAGAUUUUAUGAUGAGGUCGAGGGCGGGGAUGUCGAUGGGGUAUGCGAUGUUGCGGUGGCAAUCCUGGUCCGCGUUUUGGUAUUGGAUGUGCGUUCUCGAAUAACUCCAGUGGAUGGUAAGAUUGUCAAAAGGAGAAAUGAAAGCUGCUUUAGGAAAGUCAUGACCUUUGAGACACCAGACAGGAGUGGAAGUUAUCUUGGUCGGUACGGGUGGUAGUCAGGAGGUUAUGAUCAUGGGAGAUAGUGAUUAUCCUUGUCACAUGGGACUAUCUACUACUCCACAUGGCUCGUCAUACCAAUGGGUAUGAUUUUAUGGUUGAGAUGCCCUUUUAUGGUCUUCGAUUAAAAACUAUUAUUCUCUGGCUUCUCAGGAAUAUCUACUGCCACCAAACCUUUCCUCCACUCAUGUCAAUAAGACCUGUGACUUCGAACAAGCUUCCCCGAAAUGAUAGUCAAAUAAUUUCUCGCAGUUGCCGGUGCUCACAGUUUGAGUAUGCGAAAGAAAAAUGGAGAUGUAUUAUGUCUACCGUAAUUUUAUGUCGAUUGAUGACUCUUUGGCCGAAACAAACUUUUACUCCAAUCCAAGAGUGAAUACGCAAUUUCUUGAGAACGUCAUGCAGUGUCUUCUUUGUUACCAU